AUUCAUUGGACCUUUUUUUCAAAAUUUUUGUGUAUCUUACGGCGCAUUUCAUUAGAAUCAAUAAAACACAUAUGGAUAUAUUACAUAGACUCAAAGGACUGUUUAAAAAACAGACAGAAAUAAUAAGUAAUACAAAUACAAAUGGCUGGGAACUACCUGAAGUUAUGAUAGUUAAAAUCAAAGCCAUGGCUCCUCCAUCAUACUCAGAUCUUGGUAAACAAGCACGGGAUAUCUUCGGUAAAGGUUACCACUUUGGUUUAUGGAAAUUGGACUGCAAGACCAAAACUGCUUCUGGCAUUGAAUUCAAUACAGUAGGUCACUCUAACCAAGAAUCUGGCAAAGUCUUCGGUUCAUUGGAAACCAAAUACAAAGUUAACGAUUAUGGUCUAACUUUAACGGAGAAAUGGAGCACAGAUAAUACGUUAUUCACUGAAGUUUCUGUCCAAGAUCAAUUACUUGAAGGCCUUAAAUUGUCUUUCGCAGGCACUUUCGCCCCACAAACUGGCAAUAAGGAAGGCAAAUUGAAGGCUUCGUACGGUCAUGAAAAUGUCAAAUUUGAUUCUGAUGUCAACAUUGACUUAAAAGGACCUCUAAUCAAUAGCUCACUUGUACUUGGCUACCAGGGAUGGCUGGCUGGUUACCAGACCGCUUUCGAUACCCAAAAUUCAAAAUUGGCCGCCAAUAACUUUGCCUUGGGUUAUUCCACAAAAGAUUUCGUAUUACAUACAGCGGUAAAUGAUGGUCAGGAAUUCAGCGGCUCCAUUUUCCAAAGAUGCUCUGAUAAACUAGACUGUGGCGUGCAGUUAUCAUGGGCAACUGGUGGCAAUAAUACUAAGUUCGGUAUCGGUGGUAAAUAUCAAUUGGAUAAGGAUGCUAGCGUACGCGCCAAAGUCAACAAUGCCAGCCAAGUUGGUUUAGGCUAUCAACAAAAAUUACGUGAUGGAGUCACACUGACCCUUUCCACAUUAAUCGAUGGCAAGAACUUCAAUGCCGGUGGUCACAAAAUUGGUGUCGCUUUGGAAUUAGAAGGUUAAACAUGCAAA
Molecule: messenger RNA, 1043 nt
Organism: Teleopsis dalmanni
Lineage: Eukaryota; Metazoa; Arthropoda; Insecta; Diptera; Diopsidae
Gene: porin
Product: voltage-dependent anion-selective channel
Exons: 4
Coding region: 72-1034 (320 amino acids)
Biological process (GO): monoatomic anion transmembrane transport
Cellular component (GO): mitochondrial outer membrane
Molecular function (GO): voltage-gated monoatomic anion channel activity
Source: RefSeq, a predicted model, not a curated record